ACAUUGCCAUACCACCACAUGCAGCUUGCACUUUUCUCUACAAAAAAAUGACCACCAUUUUGGAGCAGUGGUUGCUGGAAGUGAAGUCAUAGCAUCCCGUUACCUUGGUAACCUCCAGGAGGCAAUUAUCAUAUACGAUAUUACGACGAUGGCGAGUUCAGAAAAGUACGAAUGCAGCCUGGACAAGGCCAGUCUGAAAAAGGCUGAAAAAGAGCUAAACGAAGACCCAAAGGAACGGGAGAGCGCCGUGGCGUCAUUGCGACAGUGGGUUGAGCAGAAUAGCGCCUGGUUAAAAUCUCCCACAGAUACCCGAUUUUUACUUAUGUUUCUUCGUAACGCCAAAUUCGUCCAAUUGGCCGCUCGGAAACGGCUGGUUAAUUACUGGACUGGUCGGACAAACAAUAAAGAAUGGUUUGAAAACGUGGAUACGCUGGAUAAAAAAACAGAAGAAUGCUUGAAAAUUGGGAACUUCAUGCCGCUACCUCGGAGAGACAAACAGGGGAGGGUCAUUUUCUUCGGAAAACCAGGUGCUAUCGAUGUCUCUGGUGGCUGUUCUGUGGAUGACGUCAUGAAGGCAUCUUGUGCAUCCAUCGACUACUGCCUCAUGGACGAGAACGCACAGGUUAACGGGUUCUUCUUCUUCCAGGACAUGUCGGACAUGACAGUGAAGCACCAGUCCUUCUUCGGAGUGGACGUCAUGAGAAGAUCUAUGAAAGUCUGGAUCAAAUCGUACCCAGCUCGCUACAAAUCUGUUCACUACUACAAUACUAACCCAGUGUUCGAUGCCAUAUUUGCCAUCAUUCGCCCACUCAUGCCGGAAAAGUUACAACAGCGACUAAACUUUCACGGGAAGAAUUUGUCAUCAUUAUAUAAACACAUCGACCAGGAAUGCCUCCCAUCUGAAUACUUGCCGGAUGACUUCAAAGGGAAUAAUGUUGGCAGCCUUCAACAAUGCACAGAUGACUUCAUACAGAAGAUGCAGCAACCGGAAGUGCGCGAUUAUCUAUUACAUCUGUCCAGUUCGAAGUUUGGGGUGAACGAGGACCUCAAACCCAGUGACGACGAGCUGUUUAACGAGUCAUUCAGAAAACUUAACGUGGACUAAAACUACAAGAAAAUUUCAGUAAUAACUGCAGAAACAUUUUGUGUUUUGAAGAUUUGUUUAUAGAGAUGGCGAUUCAUCUCGAGAUGGAAUUCAUGUUCUUUCCAACAGAAAGCCAGUCUCCUCUUAGAAGACGAAAUAUGAAACUUAAUGCAGACUAACAUCACAAAAAAUACAAUAGUAUAAAAAUAUUCAGUGUUUUGAAGAUGUGUUUAUAAAGAUGAGGUUUCAUCUAACAGUGUAACUGUUACUGCUCAAAGGAGAUAAAAUAUAAAGUCGAUGCCGUUGUCCUCGUACAUCGACUUAUUGCAAGUGAAUGGUAGUGCUUUAUCUCUCUCAUUCUUUGGCUUCUGUAUUAUUAAGAUCUCCAUGAAAAGAUGUUUGAACAUCAAUGAGUUAUUGAAUUGUUUAAAAUAAAGAUCUAUAUAAGU
Liolophura sinensis is the source of this 1533-nucleotide messenger RNA. RefSeq names its product alpha-tocopherol transfer protein-like. The transcript has 8 exons. Gene Ontology annotation, molecular function: phosphatidylinositol bisphosphate binding. The record is from RefSeq and is a predicted model, not a curated record. Lineage: Eukaryota; Metazoa; Mollusca; Polyplacophora; Chitonida; Chitonidae. Bases 149 to 1105 code for a protein of 318 amino acids. Gene Ontology annotation, cellular component: membrane.